This is a messenger RNA of Alnus glutinosa, 2293 nucleotides long. RefSeq lists its product as uncharacterized. The record is from RefSeq and is a predicted model, not a curated record. Bases 759 to 1439 code for a protein of 226 amino acids. Lineage: Eukaryota; Viridiplantae; Streptophyta; Magnoliopsida; Fagales; Betulaceae. The transcript is spliced from 3 exons.
GGAUUUUGGUUCUCCGUGUGUCUCGUCUCUCUGUUUUCUCUCUCAAACUCAAAGUUCUCAAUCACAAUCACUCUAAGCUUUCAGUUUCUGAUCAUCGAUUUCUUCGACGAAGGCGACAUAAAAGGAUGUUGACGAAGAGAACUGCAAGUUUUAAGCCUGUGCAAUCUACUGUCUCUUUGAUGAAGAGUGCCUCCAAAAAUCCUUUCAACAACCCGGUUUCACUAGUCCGGGAUGAGCCUGAGAAAGUGUUGAGCUUUAAGGCCAAAAAGAAAGUUACAUUCGACCCGAAUGUCAAAAUCUAUGAGUAUGUUUCCCGCGAUGAAGCUUCGGAUUUUUAUCUGGAGAGUGAAGGCAGUGGGAAGAAGGGGGGAGGAGGGAAAUAUAGCAAAAUCAAGCUAGUGCAAGUCUUUUUCAGAAGAUAGUUACCAGAAUUGCAGGGACAGUGAUGAUGAGUAUGAUGAACUAUACCAUGAGGAUAGUGAUCUUGAUGAUAUUGAUGAUCCCAAUGACCAAGAUGACAUUGGGGGACUAAUGGAUAAUGGCUUGUAUGAGGAUGCUGAUGAUGGAAUUGUGGAAUUGAGGAGAAUGAUUUCUGCAGCUCAUGUGUUCACUGAGGAGUUUGAUAGUCCUAUGCCAAUAUAUGGUUUGCAUGCCUGCGAAGUGAAGUCUUUCGGGUCUGCAAGAGGUAGGCGUAGUUAUGUUCAUGCCGUGCUGAACCCAGCAGAAAAUCUCAGUCAGUGGAGAGCUGUUAAAGCUUGAUGUCCACCUCCUCUCCAUUGAGAACUGGUAAAGAGAACUUUGUUUCAAAUCAAGAACCCCAGGUUCCCUUCAGUUCAGAGCCCAGUGUAAAUGAAUAUUCAUUCAGUUUCAAGUUGAAAGUUGAUCAAGCGAAGAAGUCAAAUCAUAAAACACCAAGGAGUUCUUCAACUCGAAGCCCUGACGAGAUGUCCACCAUAGGCACCGCUAGGACCUACUGGAAGCACACUAUCCCUUCCUUCGUAGGAAAAGAUAAAACAUAUGGUUCUAUGGUUGUGCAGGAUAAGAGAAUGAAUCAGUUGGGAAAAGUGAAGAUGUCCACCAUAGGCACUGCUAGGACCUACUGGAAGCACACUAUCCCUUCCUUCGUAGGAAAAGAUAAAACAUAUGGUUCUAUGGUUGUGCAGGAUAAGAGAAUGAAUCAGUUGGGAAAAGUGAAGAUGUCGACCAUAGGCACUGCUGGGACCUACUGGAAGCACACUAUCCCUUCCUUUGUAGGGAGAGAUAAAACAUAUGGUUCUAUGGUUGUGCAGGAUAAGAGAAUGAAUCAGUUUGGAAAAGUGAAGCCAACCGGGUCUAACCCAUAUGCUCGAGAUAGGAGUACUUCUCAUAAUCCUCCCUUGAUGCCGGUUGAAAAUCUUGCUUGGUGGAAAGCUCUUAAAGCUAAAGGGCAACGGAAUUGAGGCCUCAAAAUGAGAAUUUUUUUCUAAUCAUGAAUCCCGGGCCCCCUUUUAAUUCAAGCCAAGUUUCAAGGAAAUAUCAAUCAGUGCCCAGUCCAAACUGAUCAAGCCAAGAAAGUUAAACCAAGAAACAGCAAGGAGGUGUUGAGAACGUGUGACUUGGUAUUCAUCAAGUCAAGUGGGCCAGCUGUAUUCUCCAUUCCAUUGUGUUUUUGGAAUACUUCAGCAACGGUUUUGGAGUCCUUUUCCAAGAAGUUGGAGUGUGUGGGCUACGUUAGCUUUUCUAUCCCUUUGUGAUUUUGGAUUACUUCUACAAUUCAAGCCGGAAAAGGAGAGAGCAACCAAAUUUCAUGCUCUAUAAAAGCAUGAUCUGACUCUCUUGUUUAGUGUGCCAAAAAAAAAAAAAUACAAUUGAGAGAACGAAGAAGGUGAGGCAUCAAAAGAAAAAAGAGUUUUUAUUUUUUUGUUAUUAUUCUCCUUUUGGGUAAAAGUGAGAAUCGGAUGUAAUGGGGCAUUUGGGUUUGAGUGGUUUUCACGCCCUGUUACUUUCUUGUACUCAUAUUUUGAUAGUGGAUUUUCUCCGGGUCGUCUCCGCCAGUGGAUGUAGGCUUAUUAAGCCGAACCACUUAAAUCUUGGUGUCGUGUGUGAUUGCUUAUCUUUAUUAUUUUGUGUUCUUAUUUUAAUUGGUCUUGAGUAAUAAGAUUAAUUUCCUAACCCGAGGUAUACUAAUAGAAGUGCUGUUGUUAAUGUUGUUUUGUGGCAAAUAAACUAUAAAGUAAGGUCAAUUUAAUUUUGUAUGGCAGUUGCUGGCUGUUUUAAUUUCUUGACUUUUUUAUACAAUUCAAUUCAUUUCUUG